UGGAAAAAAAGAAAAGAGGAUGACAUCAAAUGCCAGGGGAAACGAGUGAAUGUCUGGAUGCUGAAGAGGCUGUUGAGAAUCAAGCUGGAGCGAAGAAACUUGGAGGAAAUCAUGUACAUGAGAAGAUAGAUGCAUCCAUUUCUUCUCCAGAGGAAGUCCAAGUCCCUCAGAAAACAUCCACGGGAGAGGAAACCCAUGAGUGCCCCGAAUGUGGGAAAACCUUUACCCGUAAAUCAGCCCUAGAUUGCCAUGAGAAAGUUCACAAAGGGGAAAAACCACUGACGUGCCUAGAGUGUGGAAGGAGUUUCAGUCAGUCUGCAAACCUUGCUAAACAUCUCAGGAUCCAUGCGGACAAGAAGCCAUUUCAGUGCCUGGAGUGUGGAGAAAGCUUUAGAUGGAAAUCCCAUCUUACCGUCCACGAAAGAAUUCACUCAGGGGAGAUGCCAUUUCAAUGCAUUGAGUGUGGAAAGAGUUUCAGUGAGAAUGGAAACUUUGCUAGACACCUUAGGACCCACACAGACAACAAGCAAUUUGAAUGUCUUCAAUGUGGAAAGACUUUUCGACUGAAAAUAUCGUUGAUGAAUCAUCAAAAGAUUCACCAAGGUGAGAAACCAUACAAACGGGUAGCACGUAGAAAGAAUUUUAGUCAAGGAAAAGAAAAGUCAUUGAAAUGCUGGGAAUCUGGAAAGAGAUUCAGUCAGAGCAGCCUCGCCUUGCAUCAAAGAGUGCACCCUGGGGAGAAAGCAUAUAAAUGUUUAGAGUGCGGAAAGACUUUCAAGCAGAAGUCAAAUUUAAAUUCUCAUCAGAGAAUUCACACAGGGGAGAAGCCCUUUGAAUGCCUGGAGUGUGGGAAACACUUCAGGUUGAAAACAAUUCUUACAGCUCAUCAAAGAAUUCACUCAGGGGACAAGCCAUUUAAAUCUCUGGAGUGUGGAAAGAGUUUCAGCCAGAGCACAAACCUGAAAACCCACCAGAGUAUCCACAUGGGGCCGAAGCCAUUCGAAUGCAAGGAAUGUGGAAAAUGCUUUAGAUUGAAAGAUUCCCUUCUCAGCCAUCAAAGCGUUCAUACAAGAGAGAAGCCAUUUAAAUGUCUGGAGUGUGGAAAGGCUUUCCGUUUGAAGGCAUACCUUCGUUCACAUAAUAAGAUCCAUACAGGCGAGAAGCCCCUUGAAUGCCAAGAGUGUGAGAAGACCUUCAGCCAUAAAAUUAACCUUGUUAUCCAUGAAAGAAUUCACACUGGGGAGAAACCCUAUGAAUGUCUGGAGUGUGGAAAGAGAUUUAGUAGAAACGAUCGCCUUUCUGAUCAUGAAAGAACUCACACAGGGGAGAAACCAUAUAAAUGUCUGGAGUGUGGGAAGACUUUCAGUUAUACUGGAGAUCUCACUAUUCACCAAAGGAUUCACACAGGGGAGAAGCCAUUUCACUGUCCAGAGUGUGGGAAGAGUUUCAUUCGUGGUGGAGAUCUUUCAGCACUUACUCGCCAUCAAAUAAUCCACACUGGAGAGAAACCAUUUAAAUGUUCGGAGUGCGGAAAGGCCUUCAAACGGAAGGAGACCCUUAGACAACACCGGAGAGUCCAUACAGGGGAGAAACCCUUUAAGUGUCAGGAGUGUGGAAAGAGCUUCCGUGAGAGUGGUAAACUUACUCUGCAUUCCCGAAUCCACACAGGGGAGAAACCUUAUAAAUGCCUGGAGUGUGGAAAGAGCUUCAGUCAAAGGGGGAGCCUUCGUUCCUAUGAAAUGGUUCACAAAGGAGAGAAGCCCUUCAAAUGUAUGGAGUGUGGGAAAAGCUUCCUUUCAGGUGGACGUCUCAAUCAACAUCACAAAAUCCACACCAGGUUUAAUAUCAAACAUUCCUGCUGAAAAUAAUUGAUAGCAAAGUUGCUAAUACAGUGAAAAGUCUUUUUUUAUAUAUUAGAAUUUCUAUUCCUGUUUUUUACUCA
This is a messenger RNA of Pogona vitticeps (central bearded dragon), 1942 nucleotides long. The record is from RefSeq and is a predicted model, not a curated record. Lineage: Eukaryota; Metazoa; Chordata; Lepidosauria; Squamata; Agamidae.